Molecule: messenger RNA, 1030 nt
Organism: Chaetomium strumarium
Lineage: Eukaryota; Fungi; Ascomycota; Sordariomycetes; Sordariales; Chaetomiaceae
Product: class I glutamine amidotransferase-like protein
Exons: 2
Coding region: 206-898 (230 amino acids)
Cellular component (GO): cytoplasm
Molecular function (GO): glyoxalase III activity
Source: RefSeq, a predicted model, not a curated record
UGCAGGGGACUCGGGGGAGAGAGAUAUAAAAGGGCUAAGGAGAAUCCGGUUUUGAGAUGGUGUUCGUCCGAAGACAGCCCACCAAGAUCUUCGACAACUUGACAAGAAUCACUUAGCAAUCAAGCAAGCCUUCAAGCGCACAUACAUACACAUACAAACACUCUUAUUACUCCUCAGAAAUAUCCCAUCCCAACACUCCGCCAAAAUGUCGGACUCUCCCAAGAUCCUCGUCGUCCUCACCUCCCACGGCAAGCUGGGCGACACGGGCAAGCCGACGGGCUGGUAUCUGCCCGAGCUCGCCCACCCACACGCAGUGCUCACCCAGCAAGGCUUCCACAUCACGCUCGCCUCCCCGGCCGGCGGGCCCGCACCGCUGGACCCCUCCAGCGUGGAAGCGUCGGCCAACGACACGACGUCGCAGGCCUUCCUGGCCGAGCACAAAUCGCUAUGGGAAACCACCACCCCACUAGAGUCCUUCCUCGGCCGCGCGGACGAGUUCGCCGCCGUGUUCUUCCCGGGCGGCCACGGCCCCAUGUUCGACCUGGCCUCGGACCCGACCUCGCACGCGCUGGUGCAGGAGUUUGCCCAGAAGGGCAAGGUGGUGGCGGCGGUCUGCCACGGCCCUGCCGCGCUGGUCGGGGUGAAGGGGUUCCUGAGGGGGAAGAAGGUUACGGGGUUUUCGAAUGAGGAGGAGAAGGAGGUUGGGCUGGAGAAGGUGGUUCCGUUUUCGUUGGAGGAUAAGCUCGUGGAGGCUGUGGGGAAGGGCGGGAAGUAUGAGAAGGCUGGUGAGAAGUGGGGGGAGAAGGUGGUGGUUGAUGGGAAGUUGAUUACGGGCCAGAACCCGGCUAGCUCGAAGAAGGUGGCUGAGGAGAUUGUGAAGGCUGUUUAUGGUGCUUGAAAGGGGGUUACGGGGUAAGGGGCGGUGGUGGCUUCAAGUUGUUAAGAGGAGUAAAUGAUUGUUUGGAUGGAAGACUUUCUUUCUCUCUGUUUGUUGACUUGAUGUUAUGAGGAGGAGAAUCCUUGCUAUGGG